AACGUGGACAAGGAAGAAGGGAGACAAGAGCGUAUCUCUGAAAAUCCACAAAAUUCGAUUCAGUUUGCUUUAAAAAGCAAAGGCAUAAAAAAAGUCGUCAAAACUAGUUUUACACACUGCUGAAAAACCCAAGAGAAAACACAAGACUCAGAUCAAGACGACCAAAAACUCGUACUCUCUCUCUCUCGCUCUCUACUAUUCCACAUUCAUUGUUUAACUCUGUAUUUCCUAACCAAAGUCCAAAGCCAACGCCUUUCUAUAACUGGACAGGUAAAGAUGGAGUCUUUCAACAACCCCAGUUCCUCUUUUUUGAUUCUGGGUGUGUGCUUAGCUUAGCUUAGCUGUGUGUGUUUCUCGGGUCAAUCUCAGGCUUCCAUUAUUAAAUGGAAUAGAAACAGUGAACGUGCUCCUUCUUUGUCAGGACAUGAUUAGAGUUCCUUGUGUUUUUUAUAAUCCUAAAAAGCCUUUUUCUUCUUUGUUUAACAUUCACAGCCUGAGACAGACAAUUUCCAGAGAUAAUUGACAGGACUUGCUUUGGAGUUUGAGCUCUAGUUUUUUCCUUCCCCAUCUUUUGAGAGCCAUGCUUUGUCUCUGAGAAUUGAGAAUUCUUCUUUUCGAGUUCUGGGUUUCUGUCUCUUUUAGUGGGUUUUCAGUGAAGUCUACAUUCCACAGAAGGAGCUAUUUGGUCAUAUUUUUGGUUGCUUCUGCUUUGCGGUGUUUGAAUCACGCAAAACAAUGCUGUAAUGAUAAUUUACUUGGAGUUUAGUACUACCUUUUUCCUUUUCUACAUGAGGAAAAAGUUUCUGAAAUUUAGCUACUUUGAGGAAGUUGGCUUGGCUCAUUUUUGGGGUUCUGUUUUGGCUUAGGAUGAGGUGGGUGAAGAGGAAACAAGAAGAAGAAGAAGAAGAAGAAGAAGCAAAGAGGUAGUUGAAUUUGUGGUGAUGGGUGGGAAUUUGAAGAUGCAGAGCCACCACUCUGUGGCUGUGAGGCUGAAUGAGCAAAUGGGGGCCAAAAAGGGCUUCACUUUUAUUCAGGCCUACAGAGCUUGGUUCCCAAAGCUUUUGAUGCUUUGGAUUCUGGUGAUGGCAUAUUUGAGCUUGUCAAUCUACAAUUACAUGGAUGCUGAUAACAAAGUGAGAAGGGUGGAAGUGCUUAGUAGCAUGUGUGAUCAGAGAGCAAGAAUGUUGCAAGAUCAGUUCAAUGUUAGUGUUAAUCAUGUGCAUGCCCUGGCCAUCCUUGUUUCAACAUUUCAUUACCUCAAGAACCCAUCAGCAAUUGAUCAGGAAACUUUUGCAGAAUACACAGCCAGAACUGCCUUCGAGAGGCCUCUAUUAAGUGGGGUGGCCUAUGCACAAAGAGUUGUUAAUUCGGAGAGGGAAAGUUUCGAAAGGCAAAAUGGCUGGAUGAUAAAGACGAUGGAGAGGGAGCCCUCACCCAUCCGAGAUGAGUAUGCACCUGUAAUUUUCUCGCAGGAAACCGUCUCUUACAUUGAGUCAAUUGACAUGAUGUCUGGGGAGGAGGACAGAGAAAACAUUUUAAGGGCUAGGGCUACUGGAAAAGCAGUUCUGACCAGUCCAUUCAGGCUGCUCGGUUCACAUCAUCUUGGUGUUGUGCUGACUUUCCCUGUUUACAAAUCCAAGCUCUCUCCAAACCCAACUGUGGAGGAGCGCAUAAAAGCAGCUUCCGGGUACCUUGGUGGAGCCUUUGAUGUUGAGUCCCUUGUAGAGAAUUUACUUGGGCAACUUGCUGGGAAUCAGGCCAUUAUGGUUUAUGUAUAUGAUGUCACAAAAUCUUCUGAUCCCCUAAUCAUGUAUGGUCACCAAUAUCAUCAAGAUGGUGACACGUCUCUUCUGCAUGAAAGUAAGCUUGAUUUUGGGGAUCCCUUCAGAAAGCAUCAGAUGAUAUGUAGAUAUCAUCACAAGGCACCGACAUCAUGGACAGCAAUUAACACUGCAUUCUUAUUCUUUGUGAUUGGUUUAUUAGUUGGGUAUAUCUUAUAUGGAGCUGCAAUGCACAUUGUCAAAGUCGAGGAUGAUUUCCGUGAAAUGGAAGAAUUAAAAGUUCGAGCAGAAGCUGCUGAUGUUGCCAAGUCCCAGUUUCUUGCUACUGUUUCCCAUGAAAUUCGAACACCCAUGAAUGGAAUCCUUGGAAUGCUUGCCUUGCUUCUAGAUACAGCUUUAAGUGGAACCCAGAGGGAUUAUGCUCAAACUGCUCAGGCCUGUGGAAAGGCACUGAUAGCAUUAAUAAAUGAGGUGCUUGACCGGGCAAAAAUUGAAGCUGGAAGGUUGGAGCUGGAACAAGUUCCAUUUGGCAUUCGAUCUAUACUAGAUGAUGUCCUUUCUUUAUUUUCUGAAAAGUCUAGAAAUAUGGGUAUAGAGCUUGCAGUAUUUGUUUCCGAUAAAGUUCCAGAAAUUUUUAUCGGUGAUCCCGGGAGAUUCAGACAAAUCAUUACAAAUCUUGUGGGCAACUCUAUUAAAUUCACAGAACGAGGACAUAUAUUUGUCAAAGUCCAUCUAGCUGAGCCCUCGAAGGCCAUGAUUAAUGGGAAAUCAAUGACUUACUUGAACGGAGGAUCAGAUGAAGGUGUAAAAACAUCUGAUGGUCGUCAGUUUAAGACGUUAAGUGGAUGUGAAGCAGCUGAUGAUCAGAAUAGUUGGGAUACUUUUAAGCAUCUAAUUGCUAAUGAAGAACAUAGAACUGAUGUUUCAAGUAAUGUUGCAGCCAAUAAUGAGGCUUCUGGACAUAUCACUUUGAUGGUAUCUGUGGAAGAUACAGGAAUUGGUAUACCAUUAUGUGCCCAAGAACGAGUAUUUAUGCCCUUCAUGCAGGCAGACAGUUCAACCUCUAGACAUUAUGGAGGCACUGGUAUCGGCUUGAGCAUCAGUAAGUGUCUAGUUGAACUGAUGGGUGGUCAGAUAAACUUCACAAGUCGACCUCAUGUUGGGAGCACAUUUUCGUUCACGGCUAAUUUUGGGAGGUGCAAAGAAAAUGUAGUUAGUGACUUGAAAAAACCUAAGUUGGAAGAUCUACCUUCUAACUUUAGAGGAUUGAGAUCGAUACUAGUUGAUGGAAAACUUGUGAGAGCUGCUGUAACAAAAUACCACUUGAAGAGACUUGGAAUCUUGGUAGAAGUUGUAAGUAGCAUAAAGAUGGCUGUUGCUUUUUGUGGAAGAAAUGGUUCUGCGACAUCUGGAAAUAUUGUCCCUCCAGAUAUAAUUCUAGUAGAAAAGGAUGCAUGGAUUUCUGGUGAAGAAUGUGAUCUCAACAUACAGCAAUUGGAAUGGAAACAGAAUGGGCAUAUAUAUAAGCUGCCUAAGAUGAUCCUUCUUGCAACCAAUUUCGGUGAAGGUGAAUUUGAUAAGGCAAAGGCAGCUGGUUUUACAGAUACCGUGAUUAUGAAACCUUUGAGGGCUAGUAUGGUAGCUGCAUGUCUUCAACAGGUGCUUGGCAUAGGGAAGAAGAGGCAACAGGGGAAGGAGCUGCCUAAUGGAUCUAAUUUCCUUCAAAGCCUGCUCUCUGGUAAAAAAAUCUUGGUGGUUGAUGACAAUAUGGUAAACAGAAGAGUUGCUGCAGGUGCAUUAAAAAAGUUCAGAGCUGAUGUAGUGUGUGUUGACAGUGGCAAAGCUGCAUUGCAUUUGCUUCAAAUACCACACAACUUUGAUGCUUGUUUCAUGGAUAUUCAAAUGCCUGAAAUGGAUGGUUUUGAGGCAACUCGUAGAAUUCGGCAGAUGGAGAGCAAGGCAAAUGGGGAGAUAAAUGGUGGAUUGGAAGGAGUUGCAAGAAAGGGUGAGUGGCAUUUGCCAGUAUUAGCUAUGACCGCUGAUGUUAUCCAUGCCACUUAUGAUGAGUGCCUAAAAUGUGGUAUGGAUGGAUAUGUCUCAAAGCCAUUUGAGGAAGAGAAUCUGUAUCAAGCCGUGGCGAAGUUCUUCAAAUCUAAACCAGAGUCAUAGUUCUCCUUUUGCUUCACAGAAGCUGCAAAUUGCAAAUCUGCAGGCCUCUUAGUUGUUCGAGCAUCACCAGCAAGUUUUCAAUAUUGUGCUGGGGCCUGGCUUCCUGUAGAGUAGGGCAUCAGUUGGUCCUAGAGUUUUGAUAAUUCUUAAUGCCUUGAAUUCAAUACAGGUUUGAGCAGUCGUUUCUAACCAACUUUAUAACUUGAUUAGUAUCUACUAUCCACUCAAAUGUAUUCUAGAUAAACCUCCCUUCCCACUUGUAUGUAUAGGAUUAGAAUUGAAGGAGGAGCAAAAUGUGUAAAUCAUAUGUUUUUGCAACCCUUCUUGGAAUCUUUCGUCUGAGGAAGAGUCUGAUUUGUAUCACUCUUGUAGAACAAAUUGAAUGUUCAAGAAUGAAAUAUUUGUGAACAAGCUUAGAUGAAGAUGGUGUACAACAAAUUCAAUGGAAACGCUAAUAACUCAUUAAACUUUUCUUUCA
Messenger RNA from Rosa rugosa (rugosa rose), 4428 nucleotides. RefSeq names its product histidine kinase 4. The transcript is spliced from 11 exons. NCBI's taxonomy places the organism in Eukaryota, Viridiplantae, Streptophyta, Magnoliopsida, Rosales, Rosaceae. The record is from RefSeq and is a predicted model, not a curated record. Bases 942 to 3950 code for a protein of 1002 amino acids. Gene Ontology annotation, molecular function: phosphorelay sensor kinase activity. Gene Ontology annotation, biological process: phosphorylation; phosphorelay signal transduction system.